Molecule: messenger RNA, 393 nt
Organism: Dracunculus medinensis (Guinea worm)
Lineage: Eukaryota; Metazoa; Nematoda; Chromadorea; Rhabditida; Dracunculidae
Source: the annotation of a GenBank genome assembly
GGUCCUGGAACGCCUACCGAUUUUCCACGAACCGCUCUUAUUUCUAUCGCUUCACUCUCAGUGAUUAUAAUUAUAGCUAUUGUGGUAUUUUGCGUAUUCAGGUGCAGGCAGAGUGGUCCAUCAGCUGACCACUAUCCCAUGGUUUGUAAUGGAAAACAAUCUGGUUACGCGCCGAUCUCAGCGGAAAUGUCACCUCAAUUAGGACACAAUGAACCGCAUCAUUUGCCUCAGUCAAUUAGCCGACCAUACAUACAAGCAAGAGUUGGAGCUCAAUCUAAUGGUUAUCAACCUAUCAAAGGUACUGUUAUACCAAACGGCAAAAAUACAGGUACUGCAAAAAAUAAUGAAUUAUCGAAUAAUAGGAAAAAGGAAUAUAAGGAAUGGUACGUAUAA